Ostreobium quekettii is the source of this 363-nucleotide messenger RNA. The record is from the annotation of a GenBank genome assembly. NCBI's taxonomy places the organism in Eukaryota, Viridiplantae, Chlorophyta, Ulvophyceae, Bryopsidales, Ostreobiaceae.
AUGGCGGAUCAGGGGCCAACGGUGAAGGAGCCACUGGACCUUGUCAAGCUGUCACUGGAGGAGCGCGUGUACGUCAAGUGCCGAGGAGACAGAGAGCUGAGGGGAAAGCUGCACGCAUACGACCAGCACCUCAACAUGAUACUUGGGGAGGUGGAGGAGAUCAUCACCUCAGUGGAGAUCGAUGAUGAAACCUAUGAAGAAAUAGUGAAGGUGAGAGGCCAACUUGAGGCUCACGUUAGGAAAACUUCAUAUGUACAGUACCAGGCACUGUUCACAAACUCAUGUCUUGGUCCCCAAGGGCAUUUUGUUCCUGUUCUCCACCAUUUGUCACUCCCCACCCAUUCCCCACACCCCAUCGCAUAG